Dentiscutata heterogama is the source of this 377-nucleotide messenger RNA. The record is from the annotation of a GenBank genome assembly. Lineage: Eukaryota; Fungi; Glomeromycota; Glomeromycetes; Diversisporales; Gigasporaceae.
AUUUUGAAAAAUUUAAAAGUAUGUUGUGUUAUUAUGGUAAAGCUCUUACUGAUGCUUUGUAUAAUUAUCAACAUCAGCAGUACAAAGAUGUUUUAUAUGAUCCUAAUGAUUUUAUAACAAUGUUGAACAAUUAUAAUCCAAAUUUAAAAUCUUUUUUUAAUACAAUAGUUAAAAUGACUAGUCCAAAAAGAAAGAAUAGUGAAGUUAACAAACAUAGAAUUAUUGGUAUUUGCUACAAAUUUGCUGGAAUGUAUGCUGGUAUUAGUUUAAUGACAAUGGGGUUGUCAAAACAAGGAAUUGAUGCAUUGGCUACUUUAGGUGUCACUGUAUCAUAUAGAGUUAUUGUAACAAAAAAGUGUAAAUUGUUAAAGGUAUAA